UACAUGCGCGUCUGCGUGCGCGUGUAAGCACCCCACGGCCUGCGUUACGGGCCUACUGCUGCAGUAGACGGCUUCGCUCGCAAGCAAGCCGUCAUAGCGGGCGGACAGACGGCCAGUGUGUGGCCUGAUUAAUCAAUCAUUCACGCUGGUGUGAAACGCCACGUUCUGCCUCCCCCGACAAGGCGUGUGCCGUUACCGCGCGUCUCCUAAUAUAGAAACUUGUGUGAAGAGACGGCGAGAGGUGAUUGCAGUUCAUCAGCGCACGUCUAAGCAGUCGGAGUGUCUCGCGAGGUUUUUUCUCGGUCACCGUGAGGCCGUGCAACACAGAGCGAGUGCACUGCCGAAUGCAUGCGAACAGAACCGACCUAGUCGCACUGUCCCACAAGAACAUUCGGUGUUAUCAACGUUUACACAGCGUGUCAUAGCUCUGUGCCGCGGGGAGCAUGGCAGAUGCGCACAAGACAAAGGUUGAAGACAAAGGCCGUGUAACAUGCACUUGAGACAAGCAGGAUUGCAGUCGAGUGUGCGCAAACAGAGCUGCGGAAAGGGUUUCAUUCGGUCCCACCGUCGAGAAAAGAUUCUGCCGUGAACAGCCAAGUGUUGCGAACAUCUGCUGAUCUUUACAUCUACACAGCGUCGUGAACGUCUGUCAUUAGCAUCUAUACACCGUUGUGAACGUCUGUGUCAUUCACAUCUAUACAGCGCUGCAAACUUCGGAAGAACUUCUUUUUUUUAUGUACACAUCACAUUUAAAUAUGUUCACGUGAAAGUAACAAUAUCGAAAAUAUGGGUAAACAAUAAGAAAAAUUGCUACAUAAAAUAUAGAUGGCGACGGAUGCGCGCUCGGACGUUGGCGGCGUUGUGAUGUGGACGCUGGCGAGCGUCUACGUUCUCAUCGCCGUGCUCAUCAUCAUCACGAACAUCUGCACGAUCGGCGCCGUCGUCGUCUGCCGCAGGCUGCAUCAGCCCGUCAACUACUACAUCGCGUCGAUCUCCGCCGCAAACUUCCUCAUGGUGUUCGCCGUCGUGCCCGUCGUCACGAUCAUGGUGCGCGGCGCGGCGGUGUACGUCGCGAACGCGCCGCUGCUGUGUGACAUGCGCGUCGUGCAUCAGCUCGCCGGCGACCUCGUCAUGGUGCACAGCGUCUACAUGAUGGUCGUCAUCGCCGUCGACCGCUACGACGCCGUGCUGCAUCCGGAGAAGCCGGCGUUCACGGCGGCGCGCUGCGCGCUCGUCGUCGCGGCGACGUGGGCCGUCGCGAUGCUGUACGCGCUGCCGACGCUCGCGCUCAUGACGGCGCGCAAGCACGAUGAGUACCGCAGCAAUGCGACCAUCUCCUACUGCUACCUGACGGCGGGUGAACUCGCCGCAAAGUACUAUACGGAUCUCGCGAUCGGAUACGUGAUCCCGCUCGCGCUCACCGCCGUGCUGUACGGUAGGAUCGUCUGCCAGCUGCGCGCUCAGCGGAGGCGCACGCCGCGCGGCACCGCCGAGGUCUGCUGGAAGAAGCGCAGCAUCAAGAUGGCUGUCGCCAUCUUGGCGCUGUUUGCGACCUGCUGGCUGCCGAUUCACGUCAUCCUGCUUACGUCGCUCGCGCGCGAUGUGCGCCCCGAGCUGCUGCUCGCUGUGCGCCACCUGGCGACGAUACUCGUCUUCUGCAACAGCUGGAUCUACGUGGUGAUCUACGCGUACUACAACGCCGACUUCCGACUGGCCGUGACGUCGUUGGUGUUUGGAGACUGGCGGCGGUGCUGCCGCAGACAGGAGUCGCGGGCGGGGAGUGCCAGCAACUUGAACAACCUGAGUGUUGUUGCGAGUGCGCAACGACUCAGCAAUAUGGAUCUCGCUAGUUAACGUAUGGCUUUUUCAAGUGUUAUUUAUUGAUGUUCUGUACACCUAGGUCGAUUUUAUUUAUAAGUAUUGUAUUUAUUUUUUUGUUGAUGUUAUUUUCCUGUACAUGAACAUAAGUGUACCCCCAGUCAUAUAUAAAUAACUCGCAUAAAGAAAAAAACAGCCAGAAAUAGGGUGUUCAUAUGAGAUUAGUUGUAAUCUAUUUGUAUUUGUUGUUGUUUUUUGCUUUCUUUUUAAAUAUUAACAAAUACUAUUUUGCUGUCAUUGUUUUGUAUAACAAGGGUAUUUACUAUAAUAUAAUAAGUAGCAUAGUAAUGGGCUGAGACAGUGGUUUCUAAGGGUUUUGACAUGACUCCAUCGCUAAUUUUCCUAUAUAUAUAUUUUUAUAUAUAUAAUGUAUACGUAUAUGCUAUUACUUAGCUGUAGUGGCAAGUAGGUCCUAACUGUGAAAGCUUCCAGAAGUCAGUUUUGUUUUACUGACAAACUAGUUCGUGUUAUUACCAAAUAGCUAAACAAUGUGUUACUGUACCUGCAACCAGCUAGUGUCAAAGUUUCACGUGACAGUAUACAGCACUGCCUUUUGUAGGGUACCGGUAGAUACAAUAAUGUAACCCAACACGGCAACACAAGAAUAAGGGAACUUGUGUUGGGUUAAAUUAUUGUGUCCAGUGGUGUGCUCAUCUCACCUAGAGAUUGAAUAUAAGAAUAUUUUAGAAGAUAUGUGCUGUUUUUGCCGAAAGCAUUGAUGUUGAACGUGGGAUGUGUUAUAUGCGAGUUCCUGUAAACUGUUUUAUUAUAGGAAGGCAUGCGACAUGAUACCAAAGCCUAUCAAUUGUCGGUACUUACAUAUAUUCAUAUUGCCUUUCUGAUUUUGUUCCUUUGUGAAACUUUUCAUUUAUAUUAUGCCUUCAGAAGAAAGAUAUUGAGGCUUUUAAUUGUCAUAAUUUAUUUAUUUAUAUUAAUUAAUGAGAUGUGGAUCAUUUGUUGUAUUGUUAUUUCUUCAAAAACUUGUUAUUCCUUUGGCAAAUAAAAUGUUAUUUUCAUACAAUA
Priapulus caudatus is the source of this 2901-nucleotide messenger RNA. Its product is annotated as neuropeptide FF receptor 2-like. Gene Ontology annotation, biological process: G protein-coupled receptor signaling pathway. Gene Ontology annotation, molecular function: G protein-coupled receptor activity. The record is from RefSeq and is a predicted model, not a curated record. The transcript has a single exon. The coding region runs from base 826 to 1854 and encodes 342 amino acids. NCBI's taxonomy places the organism in Eukaryota, Metazoa, Priapulida, Priapulimorpha, Priapulimorphida, Priapulidae. Gene Ontology annotation, cellular component: membrane.